Balaenoptera ricei (Rice's whale) is the source of this 1026-nucleotide messenger RNA. Its product is annotated as protein RER1-like. Gene Ontology annotation, biological process: retrograde vesicle-mediated transport, Golgi to endoplasmic reticulum; protein retention in ER lumen. Bases 1 to 1026 code for a protein of 341 amino acids. Gene Ontology annotation, cellular component: Golgi membrane. Lineage: Eukaryota; Metazoa; Chordata; Mammalia; Artiodactyla; Balaenopteridae. The record is from RefSeq and is a predicted model, not a curated record. The transcript is spliced from 3 exons.
AUGGUCCUUGACUAUAGAUUUGACGAUCUCAACAUAACUUCCAGGCUUGCCAGAGCUGUGUUACAGCAGAGAGAGCAAAUAGCUCAUGAUAUUUCUCCUCUGAUGAGUAAGCUCCAAAAUCGCAGGUUUAAAUUUGAUCUGGGAUUGAAAGAAAAGGAGCUAUGUCCUCCCAUGCCAGCAUCCAUGCUUUUCUUUGUCAGAGGGGUCACAAUCGCAAAUGCCAACAAGUUCAAAAAUGAAGAGAGCAGAUCAGGCUUGAGAAACAAGGAGCCCUCGGAGCUCCAUCUUUCAUUUUCCACUUUGAUAGAGAAAAAAACAGGACUUCCAGGUGCUCGGCUGCCUCUUCCCAGACCGAGCGAAGCGCCCGCAUGGCCGCCACCCACGUCCUCCUUCCCGCGGCCCUCAGGAAACCGCGCUUGGCGGCAGUGGACCGCCAGCAGGUCCGAAGGUGACAGUGUGGGAGAUUCCGUCCAUGGGAAACCUUCCGUGGUGUACAGAUUUUUCACAAGUCUUGGACAGGUCUAUCAGGCCUGGCUGGACAAGUCUACUCCAUACACGGCUGUGCGAUGGGUGGUGACGCUGGGCCUGAGCUUCAUCUACAUGAUCCGAGUUUACCUGCUGCCAGGUUGGUACAUCGUGACCUACGCCUUGGGAAUCCACCAUCUAAAUCUCCUUAUAGCUUUCCUUUCUCCAAAAGUGGAUCCUUCCUUAAUGGAAGAUUCAGACGAUGGCCCCUCGCUACCAACCAAACAGAAUGAAUUCCAGUCCUCCAUUCGAAGGCUCCCAGAGUUUAAAUCCUGGCACGUGGUGACCAAGGGCAUCCUGGUGGCCAUGGUCUGCACCUUCUUUGAGGCAUUCAACGUCCCGAUGUUCUGGCCCAUCCUGGUGAUGUACUUCAUCAUGCUCUUCUGUAUCACGAUGAAGAGGCAAAUAAAGCACAUGAUCGAGUACCGGUACAUCCCGUUCAUGCACGGCAAGAAGACAUACAAGGGGAAGGAGGAUACAGGCAAGACGUUCGCCAGCUAG